CUUCCUUCCAUAUGCCUACAAAAAGACCUUGCUUGAAUUUACUUUACUCGUAAGCAAUACAUUAUUUUCCAGCUUUCCUCUGCGAGUGGUAUCAUGGCGACCUUUCAGGGUAUCUUGCUCAUCAUCCAAUUCUCAUUCGUAAUCAUCGGAGUACUGAUUGUAUCAACAACAGCAGCAGCACCUCAAGCGCUGCCUAACUGCCCUGACAAAUGUGGUAAUCUUACAGUUCCUUACCCAUUUGGCAUGGCGGAAGGUUGUUACCGAGGAAAUGCCUUCUUUGUCAAUUGUAGUCAAGCAACCGAUCCCCCAGUAGCAUAUUUGACCAAAAAUGGCACCGUCAUCAUUACCAACAUAUCCUUUGCUGCGGGAGAGUUGCAAAUAUCAACUUUUAUAGCUCGAGAUUGCUAUAGUUCCUCAGCUCUGAGAACCAGAAGGAACAGCCCUGUGCUACGGCUGCCUUCUCCUUACACCAUCUCUGAUACCAAAAACAAAUUCAUUGCCGUUGGUUGUGACACUUACGCAAUUUUCAAAGGAUUCCGGGGCACAGAACAGUCCAUAACUGGGUGCAUGUCAGUAUGUAACAGCCUAGAAAGCGUUGAUCAGAAUUCUUGCUCCGGGGUUGGGUGUUGCCAAACAAACAUUCCCAGUGGACUGCACAACCGUACUGUGACACUGGAUAGCUAUAGCAAUCAUUCAGGUAUUUGGGACUUUAACCCUUGCAGCUUUGCAUUCAUUGUUGAAGAGACACAGUUCAAGUUCUCCGGGAACACAAGUUUUCAACAACUGAACAGCACUACACGGCUUCCAAUGAUUCUUAAUUGGGCAAUUGGGGAUGAGCCAGACCCAUGUGAUGUAGCUCAAAAGAGGCAGGAUUUCGUAUGCAAGCAAAAUAGCAAGUGUGUGAAUCCCACAAAUAGGAAUGGUUACAUUUGCCAGUGCUUGGAAGGUUAUGAAGGGAACCCAUACCACCCAGAUGGGUGCCAAGAUAUUGAUGAGUGCAAGGAUCCAAAUCUCUGCAACCACGGAGAGUGCAAAAAUUUGGCGGGAAGUUACACUUGUUUGUGCUCAAAAGGAUACAAGCUCGACAGCAUGAAUGACAAGAGUUGCAUCAAAGAGAAUCCCAAAAAUAACUCAAAGAUGACUCUCCUGCUUAUUAUUUCAUUGAGCGUAAGUAUAGACUUAUUGGUUUUAUUUGUGGGGAUUUCGUGGAUAUGUUGCGGGAUAAAGAGAAGACAAUACACAAAACUCAAAGAAAAGUACUUCAAAGAGAAUGGUGGCUUAUUGUUACUACAACAACUUGCUAGUCAUGGAGGCACUGUGGAGACAACAAAAAUCUUUUCCACAGAAGAACUUGAGAAGGGAACAAACAAUUACCACGAAAGUAGAAUCCUUGGAGAAGGAGGCUAUGGAACAGUUUACAAAGGAAUACUACCAGAUGACAAAGUGGUGGCCAUAAAGAAGUCAAAAGGUGGUGCCCCAACCCAAAGUGAUCAGUUUGUUAACGAGGUGAUUGUUCUUUCUCAAAUAAACCACAGAAAUGUGGUGAAGCUACUAGGUUGUUGUUUAGAGACAGAAGUGCCUUUACUAGUAUAUGAGUUCAUCACCCAUGGAACUCUCUAUGAGCAUAUUCAUAAAAAAAGAUCAUCACUGUCAUUUGAAUUACGAAUGAAGAUAGCAGUUGAAACGGCAGAAGCACUAGCAUACUUACACUCCUCAACUUCAAAUCCAAUCAUACAUCGAGAUGUGAAAGCAGAAAAUAUACUCUUAGAUGAUGCUUAUACAGCAAAAGUAUCAGACUUUGGAGCUUCAAGAUUGAUUCCAUCAGGUCAAACUGAAAUACAGACUUUAGUGCUAGGGACAUUUGGUUACUUGGACCCUGAAUAUCUGCAAUCGAACCAACUAACAGAAAAGAGUGACGUCUACAGCUUUGGUGUUGUCCUAGUGGAGCUACUAACAAGCAAAAUGGCACUUUCUAAGGACAGUUGCUUAACAAGCAUCUUUCUUUCUUCCAUGGAUGAAGAUUGCUUGAAUCAAAUUCUUGAUGAUGACAUUGUGAACGAGGGAAACAUUGAGACAGUAAAGAAUGUGGCCAGUCUUGCAAAAAGAUGCUUGAGGGUAAAAGGGGAGGAAAGGCCUACCAUGAAAGAAGUAGCAAUGGAGCUAGAGGGAAUGAGGAUUACAGCAAAGCACCCAUGGGGAACUAAUGUUGGUUUCUGUCCAGAGGAAAAUGAGUACUUGCUUGGGUCACUUGAUUCAGAUGCUUAUGUUUUGGAUGUUAGAGGAGGUGGUGGUAGUUCUAGUGGUUUAACUACUGGUACAGGGUAUGACAGCAUGCAAAUACAAAUGCUAAUGCCUUAUGGUGAUGGACGAUAGUUGAUUGGCAUGUCGCUCAUUGUGUAUUUAUUCUGUAUUAUUUAGGAAUGGUUUUUUGAAUUAAAGCAGUCUCCAUACAAUAAAAUCAUAUGUAAGCACACUGUAAUGUGAAAUGUAAGUUAAUGUGACCCUGCGUUUUCAUUCCCUGGUUUUGUACUUGGUGCAAAAGCAAGAAGGCAUAUAUAGUAGUGUACACUAUAGGAAUUAAGAUUUCAAACAAACACCCUACAUCAAAAGAUUUCUUCCAUCUCAAGCCGGAAUUCAUAUGAAUCAGCAGAAUCAAGGCAAUGAACAUAGUGUUGUGUUUUUGGUUCAUUGAUACAAUCUGAAAAUUAGGAUGCAGAAUUCAAAUCCAAGUCUAGAAAGGAAAGAGGUUUGCGCGCAGCUUUUCUAUAAGUUCUAGGAAAGUUAGUCUU
This is a messenger RNA of Rosa chinensis, 2789 nucleotides long. RefSeq names its product putative wall-associated receptor kinase-like 16. Lineage: Eukaryota; Viridiplantae; Streptophyta; Magnoliopsida; Rosales; Rosaceae. Gene Ontology annotation, cellular component: plasma membrane. The coding region runs from base 94 to 2373 and encodes 759 amino acids. Gene Ontology annotation, molecular function: polysaccharide binding; protein serine/threonine kinase activity; calcium ion binding. The transcript is spliced from 3 exons. Gene Ontology annotation, biological process: cell surface receptor signaling pathway; protein phosphorylation. The record is from RefSeq and is a predicted model, not a curated record.